This is a messenger RNA of Arabidopsis thaliana (thale cress), 1669 nucleotides long. RefSeq names its product Phototropic-responsive NPH3 family protein. NCBI's taxonomy places the organism in Eukaryota, Viridiplantae, Streptophyta, Magnoliopsida, Brassicales, Brassicaceae. The transcript has a single exon. The record is from RefSeq and is marked reviewed. Bases 302 to 1669 code for a protein of 455 amino acids. Gene Ontology annotation, biological process: protein ubiquitination.
CUUCCAUUUCGUGUUAAUUUUCUGUGAAAUAUGUAUUAAACCUAAUGUUAAUCGUUUGUAGAAAUUCAAAGUCACAAGAUCUUGACCUCUAUGUGAAAGGCGUUCAUUUUCAUCUUAACAAAGUAAGCUUUUGAAUCCGAUUUCGCUGAGAUUUAUCUCUUUUUGUGGUUUCUUCUGAUUUCGAGGGUUUCGAUAUUUGGUGUUGGUGUUUGGUUAGGAGACUUUAGCUAAGAGAUCGGCGAAAGUGACGACAUUACUCGAGAGUAACAAGCUCCAUGAACUGCGUUGGAUCAUCAGAGACAUGGACAUCAACCCAAGUAUCUUCCACCUCGUGACUAGAUUCUGUUAUGGAUACAAAAUCGAAUUAUCAGCUGACAAUAUCGUCUCUGUGUUAUGCAUUGCUUAUUACCUAGAGAUGAGCGAUGAUCAUAGCUCUAACAACUUGUUGAACAAGGCAGUUACGUUCUUGGAACAACGAGUUCUUAUGAGCUGGAGUGAGACCGUGAAAGCUCUUUGUAUCUGCAGCGAUAAGAUUUUGGACAAACUAGCUAAUGUUGGACUCAUCGAAGUUUUCUUAGAUUCUCUUAUCGAAAAGGCUCUCAACGAUACUAGGUUGCUCCAAGAUUUGAUUACAUUACCACUUCGGUUAUAUGAACCAUUGAUUCUAGAAGUGAGUAAGCACAAUGUCUCGUUAGAAAACCUUGUGGCCUCUGUCUGCAAUUACGCGAAUAGAUGGGUUUUCGAGAAAGAUUCGGGAGACGGAAGCGUUUCAAGAAACAAGAGAGAAGGAAUUGAAGCUGUUGAGAGGCUUUUGCCUCACCAAAGAGGAACAAUCUCGUCUGGAUUUCUGUUCAAAUCGCUGAAAGAAUCGAUUUUUCUUGGUGCUUGCUCUGAUUGCCGAAAAGGGUUUGAAGUUAGGAUAAGUAACCAGCUUGACAUGGCUAGAGCAAAAGAUCUCCAGAUUCUGUCACCAACAGAAGAUGGAUCUUAUGACAUCGAGCUCUUGAAAACCAUUCUCAAGAGCUUCUAUAGUAACGAUAGUGUCCCGGAUCUUUCGCGGUUUGUGAGUGUAGCGAGAAUGUUGGAAGAGUUUCUGUUGGAGGCUGCUGCGAGUGAUGCUGGUUUAAGGGUAGGAACAUUCAAGGAACUAGCAGAAAUUGCAGUUGCUGCGUCUUGUGAUGUGCUGAGUUACUCUGAUGGAAUAUACAGAGCGAUUGAUGUUUACUUGGAGAGGCAUAGAGACUUGAUUGAAUCGGAGAAGAUGGAAGCUUGUAGGUUUCUUCAUUGUAAGAAACUUUCACCCGAGGCUUGUGAACAUGCUUCAAAGAACGAGAAGCUUCCAUUGAGGAUUGUUAUGCAAGUUUUGUUUGUUUCUCAGAUGCAGAUUCGGGAUAAGGUGGCUAGAGAAAUGAAAGGUGUAGUGGAGAGAACAGAAAAUCAAGUAGAUGAAGUGGAGAGUAUGAGUAAGAAGUUGUUAAAGCUCGAGAUAGAACCUGAUUACAUGAAGAAAAGAAAGAUUGAGAAUCUUGAAUGUGUUGUUCAUUGCGAGAAGAAGAAGACAAGUGUGUGGAGAGAAGUAAAGAGGAAGUUUGGUUGUAUGACUUCUUCUACCAUGGAUGCUUGCAGUUGUCAUAUCAAGAAGAGGAAGACUUAUCAUAGCUACAAAUAA